This is a messenger RNA of Brugia pahangi, 807 nucleotides long. Lineage: Eukaryota; Metazoa; Nematoda; Chromadorea; Rhabditida; Onchocercidae. The record is from the annotation of a GenBank genome assembly.
AUGGAUCCGCCACCGGUCACGGCACAAGAUAAAACAAGAAGCGAACACAUGGCCAUAGAUCUCAGUGAUAUCACUUCCGACACUGAUGUCCAUAAUUUGGACUUUUUUGAUUCCGCCAGACAUGAUUGUCAAGAAAGAGAUUAUGACGUUUCGGGAACGAUGUCAACAAAUAUUGAAAAUUCUGAUGAAAAACAUUAUCGAAGGAUUAUGCAAGGUGGGUAUACCAGUCAUUUCCUUGAAAACCGAGGAUUUGGUUGGCUUUUAGACAUUGACGAUGACAUGGUCGAUUUUCAGAGGCCUUUAUUGGAGGAAUUAGAUAUUGACUUGUCUGAUAUUUAUUAUAAAGUACGCUGCGUUUUAUUUCCUUUGCCUUAUUUUCGUCUGAAAUUAUGCAUCGUUCGAGAAUCGCCUGAUUUCUGGGGACCACUAUUUAUUGUUUCAACUUAUGCAUUAUUAUCAUUGUACGGACAACUAAGUGUGCUUUCAUGGAUUCUAACAAUUUGGUUUAUUGGAUCAUUUUUUGUUUUUUUCCUAGCUCGAGCUUUGGGAGGAGAAGUCGGUUAUGGUCAAGUACUUGGUAUUGUCGGUUACUGUCUCAUACCGUUAGUUGUUGUAGGCUUAAUUACUUCAGUUUUGUCAAGGCUCCGGUUGUUUUCUAUAGCAGUUGGCUGUUUCGGUGUUUUAUGGUCUGUAUAUAGUGCUGGUACACUUCUCUGUGUUGAGGAACUCCGUGAGAAACGUACUUUAUUGCUUUAUCCAGUUUUUUUAUUGUAUGUUUAUUUUUUCUCGCUUUAUUCUGGAGUGUAA